UUCUCUAUAAAUACUACACACUAACAGUGAUAAUGGGUUCUGUUUGGAAAAGACUCCAACGGGUAAACAAACGAGCUGCAAAAUUCAGUCUUGUCAUUUCAUUUGAAGAACUUAUUGUCGAGGCCACUCCAAAAUGGCAACCAAAAAAGCUGGGACUAACUCUUUGGCGACGAAACAGACGAGUUGGUGUGGAUCCAAAAAUGUGGGAACCGACAAUGAAAAAUCCCAUGAAAGGGAUGAUUGUUUGGCCAAUUCCCGAAAGCAAGGAGAUCAUGGUGACUAUUUUCAAAGACCCACGAACGGGAGAGUACGAGGACAAGGAUUGGAAUAUUUCCUUGGAAGAUGUUUCAACUGGAAAGCCACGACCUAUAGCCAAUGGGACGAUUAAUAUCAAAGCAUACGCUUUUGAUGUUCCAACUCAAACAAAUUCGGAACUUAAACUCAAACCUGUGUCAAAAAAGAUUGUCUCUGCGUCCCUGAAAUUUAAUGUGUCAUCUUGUUUCAUCCGAGAAGGAAAGGCAACUGAUGAAGAUAUGCAGAGUUUGGCUAGUUUAAUGAGCUCUGCCCCAAGCGAUAUUGCCCCGUUGGAUGACUUGGAUGGAGAUGAUGAAGGAGAUAAAUCGCUCAAUGUACCACAAAUGGAUAGAAGAAAACUUAGCGAAGUUUCCGACAUUGCUAGUCAGAUUGACAGCCUAAUUAAUAAUUUGAAUACUUCUAACAAUGAAGUUAUAAAACCAUCCAGUCCGUCAAAAUCAGACAACAGCAUUGAUAAUUCGGUCGUUGAAGAUCUCCCUGAUGAAUCUGUUCAUAGUCGUACUAGUCCUAUGAAAAUCGGGCCCGUAGUAGUUGAAAAUGACGAUGAUAAUCAAUCUAAACGAGAUGAUACAGAUUCGACCGAAAUAUUGUCUAGUUUUGAGAAAAGUCACGAGCCACCAGACUCGGUUGACAACCCCAACGCACGAUACUUGCGAAACUUGAACCUAUCAAAAAUUUCUGAAAGGACUGAGAUAAACGAUACGUUUUACAAAUCAGAUAUGGAAAAAUCAGCAAGUAUUGCUUCAAAUUCAAUUAACACCAGUUCAAAAGCAGAUGGUCUUCUUGGUGCAACUUAUUUUACUGACAAGGAAAUCUCACUAAAAAAGAAUAAGGAAGAGCUUCCGUAUAAAAGCAACAGUCCUUCCCGAGAAGAGAAUAAAGUCGGAACCGAAGUCCAUAGUCCUGAACAUCGUGGGGAUCGAAGCAUACUGAAACCGCUCGACCUCCACGAUAAUGUGACAAUGGUUGGGUUAUCAAACGUAACAUUGAGCCAAGAUCUCCUCUCAUGGUGCAAAGAUGUUACGAAGGGCUACCGCGGAGUCAAAGUUACCAACAUGACAACAUCGUGGAGAAAUGGGAUGGCUUUUUGCGCCUUGAUUCACCAUUUUCACCCCGAAUUAAUAGACUUCACUACUUUGUCCCCUCACGAUAUCAAAGGAAAUUGUAAGACAGCCUUCGAUACAGCAGAGUCCCUGGGUAUACCUCGUGUGAUAGAACCUUCAGAUAUGAUGCUAUUAGCUGUUCCGGAUAAGCUGGCCGUUAUGACGUAUUUAUAUCAACUACGCUCCCAUUUCACAGGUUGUCAAUUGGAGGUUCAAAACAUUGGUGCCACAUCGUCCGAAUCGUCAUAUAUUGUUGGUCGUCCAGAGAAUAAAGCUGACAGCGCAAUGACGAAAAAAAUUUUUCAACAAGAAAUAAUCAACAUGAAGAAUGAAAGCAGUAACCGAAGUUCUAGCUCCAGCAGAGAAAGUAGUGUUGGACUUGAAAUGUCACACCAACCCAAUAAUAAUAACGCCAAGCAGCGACACUCACCCAAAAAAGUAUCGUCCAUUAGCAAUAGCUCUUCGUCAUCUUCAGUUAACUCUUUGCAAAGAGUGUCCACUGAAACUCAUCAGAAUCAAAAUAGCAAUACAGGUUCUCCAACAUCUCUCCAGAAUUUUUUAAAUAAAUUUAACAAUAAGGAUAAAUCUCCAUCUCCUAACUCAAACAUUGAAUCAAAAUCGUUUUUGGGCAAGCUAAGUGAAAUUAAGACCUCUUUUGUCAAUCACAAUAAUAAGAAUAUAGAGGCUUCUUCACGUUCCCUACCAACUAAGCAAUCCUCGACACAGCAACAACAACUUAUGACCAGGCGCCAAUAUACCGACCCCCUUGGUUCUGACGAGGACGACGAUGAAAAUAUUAACGAGAUACAACGAAGAAACAGUGCUCCUCCGACUCCAGUUCAUACGGCAAAGUUGUCUAGUCAUUCAGUUGGCAUACCUGAUCCAGAUGCUCCUGGACUUUUAGAUUUGUCCCCUACGAAACGUGAUGAAACAACUCAACAACGACUCCUUGCGCGACACCAAGAACUUCGCGAAAAAGCACGGGUCAUGUUGGAACAAGCGAAGAGGGAAGGAUCGUUACGGAAUUCCCCCCCUUCAAAACCUAGUACUCCGGUGGCGUCGAUGGUAAGCGGAAGCAGCUUGUAUAAUCUCCAAACUCGCGCUGCCAGUGAGCCUGCAAAUUCAUCUGCAAACGAUGAAACUGAGCGUCAGCAACAACUCCGUGAAAGAGCAAGAAGGUUGAUUGCCGAAGCUAGACAAGGGGUAAUUUCUCCCAAUGGAGACAAUUUCUCCAGGUCAAGUACUCAAUCAGGGACACCGGUGUCAUCAACUCCAAGUUCCAGUCCCAUCAAGUCAAAGGCGAAUUUCUCUCAUGCCGAUAUGUGUGAUAAUAAGGAAUUUAAUGGGAACUCAUUGUUGACGACUACGAACGAUUCCAAUAAAAAUAUGCCAAUGUCCGUUUCGGUCCAUACUAGUGUAAACCCUCCCAAGUUAAAGUCAUUUCACACGUUGUUGGAAAAAAUAUCGCCAGACAGAGAGGUCAAUCCAAACAAGGGACUUCGACGAACCAAAUCCUAUAUCGAAAAUGAAUUGGAUGCACUUGAGAAGGAGCAAAUUCAAAUUGAUGAAGAAGCCCGUGAGCUGGAAAGAGUUCUCAGAAGUGCUAUGAGAGACGGCGAUAAUCCAGACGAGGAUGCCCUCAUGUCUCAAUGGUUUGCACUGGUGAACAAGAAAAACGCAUUGAUACGACGCCAAAUGCAGUUAAAUAUUUUAGAAAAAGAAGAAGAUUUGGAAGUGAAAUAUGACCAGUUGAAUGACGAGUUGAGGAGAAUACUUGCUAAGGAUGAGAGCCAAAAAACGGAUGCAGAUCGUGUAAGGGAAUCUUUACUAUUACAAGAACUAGUGAACGUUGUAAACCAAAGAGAUGAACUUGUGGAUCGGUUGGAUGACCAAGAAAAAGCGAUUGAGGCGGAUGAGGAAAUUGAGAAGGAUGUCAGUGUUGCUGAUCUAUCAAGAAACUCGGGGAAGGAGAAUUGUGCAAUUCAGUAAAAUAAUCCCGAUACGUGUAAUUUGUGUUCUAGUGAAUCUAGCCAAAGCAGUAGAGUGAACAAUGGCGCAAUAUACAUACAUACAUAUGUAUAUUAUGUAUAUCAUUUACGUACAUAUAGCCUUAUUGCAUAUCCAAUUGCCUACAUAUAUACUUUAUAAACUCAACUAAUAAUGGAAACGAUACUAAACUUAAAUUGUCGGGGGAGUUUGGGUGCUUAUUUUCAAUCAGCAAAGAAUAAUGUCCAUGACAUGCCUACAUAUUUAUGUACUAUGCAUGUCUUAUGCCUAGUAAGCAAAAGUAAUAACUACUUUUUUAAUAUGCAUAUAUAUGUAGCUGGCUGUUUGUAGCUACCAUGUUAUUUGUCGCUGUCCCAUGUCACAUGUCCCAUUUCCCAAAUAUGGUAUUCAAUUGAAUUUCGUAUUCUAAGAUUUCGAUGUAAUAAUUACAUUGUUAUUUUUUCGAUAUUAUGUAAACUCUCGUGAAAGGAUCGUAUGUACUGAACCCGUUCAAUGGACUGCUUUUUUAUUGUUGGCACAACAAGAGCUCGGUUUAGCACUUAUUUAAAACGAAGUAUGUACCUAUUUUAUUUUGAUCAUCUGUAACAAGUUACGUAAUGCCAACCCUUAUUAAUUUGCUAUGUACGUACAACUGUUAUAUCUGUAUAGCACAACUGAAUCGAUACAGUGCUGUCGCUAUUUUGUUUUAUAUUAUUUAAGAUAUGGGUUACCACAAUAAUUUAUACUUAAUCAUGCUCGCAAUCGCAAAUGCACUGCUGUAACCGUUAUUGCUUUAACUCUGACAAUGUAUUAAUUUUAACGAAAUAUGUAUGCGCAGUGAAGUAAAUGAAUAAAUCAACGCAAUAAUCUACUGAAAA
Folsomia candida is the source of this 4282-nucleotide messenger RNA. It is a transcript of the gene Ehbp1, whose product is annotated as EH domain-binding protein 1-like protein 1. Gene Ontology annotation, molecular function: protein binding. The record is from RefSeq and is a predicted model, not a curated record. NCBI's taxonomy places the organism in Eukaryota, Metazoa, Arthropoda, Collembola, Entomobryomorpha, Isotomidae. The transcript is spliced from 25 exons. The coding region runs from base 33 to 3407 and encodes 1124 amino acids.